AUGUGCAUCAGUAACGAUACUGCACCGCGGUUGGUUGGUUGGUCCGUCGAUCGGUCGGUCGGUCGGUCGGUCGGUCGGUCGGUCGGUCGGUCGGUCGGUCGGUCGGUCGGUCGGUCAAUGAGAGAGAGUGGAAAGCAAAGAUUGUCAAAUGGGGAGCUGUGCGCACGAGAUACGAAUGCGCUUGCGGCGGAAAGGAUGUAG
Molecule: messenger RNA, 201 nt
Organism: Acanthocheilonema viteae
Lineage: Eukaryota; Metazoa; Nematoda; Chromadorea; Rhabditida; Onchocercidae
Source: the annotation of a GenBank genome assembly